AUGCGACCCAUUUGGGAGUCGUCCAGUCGUCCGCUUUUUGUGCGUUCAGUUUGGCUCGAGACGGCAAAUGCCGCACGCAGCCAUCGGCGUCAUUUCAUACUCGACUAUCAGCCCCGAGAACGGCAACGCUGGACGCAGCGACAAAAGCUCGGCAGACGCAGAGGCACACAAUCCUACGAGCUGUGCGAGCAGGAAGCUGACUGCGAAGAUAGCUUUGACUAUUUGGAGGACUAUUUGCUUCUGGAUGCCACCAAGUUGACGUUGCAGCAGCAGCAACAACAACAACAGCAGCAAGAACAAGAACAACAGGCAGCUCAUUGUAAGCUGACGUCCGGAACAGUCAGUCGCUACUCGCGUCAUGCCAAGCGACGUGCUUGGCUGCUGAGUCGUGGCAAGAACUACAACUUGCCACACAGUCGUGGCCAGCUCGCGGACAGCCUGCUCGAGCCUUACUCCCGUCGCAGCUCGCUGCAGGAUCUACACUCCACACUGUCCAAUAAUACGUCCAUUAAUCCGGAGGAGCGUCUGGCGGAGCGUGUGCUCAAUUGGCUGGAUCUUGCCGGUCGCAAGGAUAUAGUCAAGUCCGAGUUGCCAAUGGUGGCCAGCAGCGCGCAACUGCCUCGCAGUGGGGCGCAGCGGAGCCAAAAGCAUGCCCAUGUGCGCCUUAAACUAGAAAGUGGUGAGCCCGGGCGACGAGGCGGUGGUGCUCCAAAACGUGCGCCUACAGCUCAUCCGCGUAGCCAGAGCACUCGCAAAUCAGCCAAGGCUGCAGCAACACAGCCACCACCUUUGCCGCCAGCCAAUGCCAAGCCCAUCACCAUUAUAUUCAACAAGGAGGGCGUGCCAGUGCGUCUCAAUCGGGCUGCCCGAAACAUCGAUCUGUGCGCUCUCAGCCACAGUGCCAGCACCACGAGACGUCUAGCCGGACAACUGGCCUCGGCUAGGCUCUACAAUGGUGCCACACCCUCGCCCAGAGCGCACCAACAACAACAGCCACACUUGGAGAGCAGCCGCACUCCUCCGCAUAGUGGGCGUGGCUUGGCAUCAGCUGUGGACAGCAAAAAGCAGCUGCACAUAUUUAUGCCCAGUUUGCCAAAAAAAGGACUUCUGUCCGCCGUUGGCAGCAGCGAAGAUGGCCAGCAAAGCUCACUCAGCGUUACUUUUAGCGAGCUGUGCCAGAUCUAA
Molecule: messenger RNA, 1185 nt
Organism: Scaptodrosophila lebanonensis
Lineage: Eukaryota; Metazoa; Arthropoda; Insecta; Diptera; Drosophilidae
Exons: 2
Coding region: 1-1185 (394 amino acids)
Source: RefSeq, a predicted model, not a curated record